Iphiclides podalirius (scarce swallowtail) is the source of this 1932-nucleotide messenger RNA. Lineage: Eukaryota; Metazoa; Arthropoda; Insecta; Lepidoptera; Papilionidae. The record is from the annotation of a GenBank genome assembly.
AUGUCGGGUGAUACCGAUAAAGCAAAAAUCAGUGAUAAUCAGGAUGAAGAUAAGAAGUCAGGCGCAGGUGACGGCCAAACCACAGAGGAUGAGUCCUCGCAGGACUCCAAGGGUGAGUCUGUCGCUCAGACCGAGGCCCAAGGUAACACGGAUGUAGAUCAACCAAAUAAUGCGGAGCAGAGUGAACCAGUGACAGAAGGGGACGCGAAGUCUGCAACGGCAAACGGAAAAGAGGACGACGCGGCCGCCGACGACGCCAAGGAAGAAAACAGGGAGGCAAAGAGCGAAGAUGUAAAGGAGGAAAACGGUGAGACUCAUGACGACAACGACAAGGAAGAUGUAAAGGAGAAUGACAAAGGAACCAAGAAAUUAGCUCCGAAAAAGAAACCUAAGAAAGAGGACACUGAAGAAGAAGAUGAGGAGGAGGAGGAGGAGGAGGAGGAGGAAGAAGACGAGGAAGGAGAUGAGGCCGAUGAGGAGAUAGAAAAGAAACCACCUAAAGACAAAGUAAAGAAACCGGUAAAGAAGCCAAAAGAAGGGGAUGACGAGGGUGACGACGAGGAGGGUGAGGAUGAGGAGGGAGAAGAAGAAGAGGAGGAGGAGGAGGAAGAGGAGGAGGCGCCCAAACCGAAACCCAAAAAAGAGCCCACGGAGCCUCCAGUGCCGCUUCCAGCUGGAAAGGGCACGCCUCUCGGACAUAUCAGCAACGUUGAAGUAUCACUAUCGCGCUUCAAGACUCAAGAUCAGAAACUGUUGCAUCAAUAUCUAUAUGGGCAAUUGUGUUUGGAUCGUAACGUGAAGCGCAACGUGAAAAAGUUCAAGGGCUACGAGUGGGCGAUCGGAUCCACGGAGUACAAGGCCAAGCUAGAGGAGACCACUAAGAUGGAGCCCAAACAACUGCGCACAAUGUGCGAAAUGCUCGAUUUGGAUAAGAAAGGGUCGGCGUCGGAGCUGGCGGCGCGGCUGGUGGGCUUCCUGCAGCAGCCUGGCGCGAAUUCGCCGCACGCGCGCGGCGUGGCCCGCGCGCCGCCCGCCCACUCGGCCCAGUCGGCGCCCGGCGGCCGCCCCAGGCGCUCCGCCGCCGUCAAGGUGCACAACAGAGGUUAUUCUGAUGAAGAAUACGAGACUGAUCCUGAAACAAAAGUCAAAGGUCCCAAACCUGCAAAAGAUGGAUCAGAAGAUUCAGAUGGCUCGUUCAACCCGAGCGGCUCCGAAGCGGACUCGGACUUCGACCCAGAGGCGGGCGAGAGCGGCGGCGGAGUCGCCCGCAAGCGGAAGAGCAGCUCAAGGCGGCGCUCUGCAGGGAGGCCGAGCAAGCGCGGACGCAAGCCCAAGGCCAAGCGCGGACGGGGAGCAAAUAAGGUAGGUCGCGGCAGGAAAGCCAAAUCGGAGAGCGACGAUGAGAGCGACAAAUCUGAGAGUGAAAGUGACGCAGAGUCCGGGAGCGACGCAGAGGAAUCCGAUGAGCCAAAAGGCAAGCGCGGACGGCCGCCAGCGGUUGCGAAAGGACGCAAAGGAGCCGUUGCGAAGAACUCUACUGCUAAAGCGACACCUGUCAAGAGAAAAGCACCAACGCCACCUGCUAAAAAGAAGGUCACCGGGAAAGCUGUAGGACGGCCUGCUAAGAAGGGCAAGAAGGCUUCCUCUGAGGAGGAGUCGGGUGAAGGCAGUGAGGACGAGGAGGAGGAGGCAGGAAGUGAAGAGGAAGAGGAGGAAGAAAGCGGCGAAGAAUCCGACACUCCCGCCGAUAAGAAGGCCAAAAGACCACCCACGGACGAGGAGAUCAAGAAAUAUGUUAAGCAAAUACUUGAGGGAGCUAACCUUGAGCAGAUCACAAUGAAAACAGUGUGCAAGCAGGUCUACAGCCACUACCCGGAUUUUGACCUCGCGCACAAGAAGGAUUUCAUCAAGGCUACAGUCAAGUCGUGUAUU